CUCUAUAAAUUUUUUGCUUCUCCGAUGCCAAAGCCUACGGCCACGAUUCACGAUUUCGUGAUCAGAAGCAAAGGUCCGGCUUGAGCUUCAUCAGAAACCAACCACUCUUCUCCGACAAACAUACACAGAAGCCAGGAAACGAUGGAAGAGUUGAAACCAAGGCCAGCAAAUUCAUCACCUCUAACCCCACUAGGCUUCUUGGAAAGAGCCGCUACUGUGUAUGGUGAUUGCCCUUCUAUUGUCUACAACACCACCACCUACACGUGGUCGCAGACCCACCGUCGAUGCCUCCAGGUGGCCUCGUCGAUCGCAUCGCUCGGCAUCAAGAGGGGCGAUGUUGUGUCCGUUAUGGCCCCCAACGUCCCCGCCAUGUACGAGCUCCACUUCGCCGUACCCAUGACCGGGGCCAUCCUUAACAACAUCAACGCGCGCCUCGACGCCCGCACCGUCUCCGUACUCCUGUGCCACAGCGAAUCGAAGCUCAUCUUCGUGGACCAUCUCUCUCGCUCUCUUGUCCUGGAAGCCCUCUCUUUGUUGCCACCCAAUACCCAACGCCCUCUGCUCGUCCUCAUCACCGAUCAUGACCAAGACUCCUCAUCAGCAGUUGAGUUUUGCUGCACCUACGAGAGCCUGGUGGAGAAAGGUGAUCCUGAGUUCAGGUGGGAACUUCCGAGCAGCGAGUGGGACCCGAUGGUGUUGAACUACACCUCCGGUACAACCUCUGCUCCGAAGGGGGUGGUUCACUGCCACAGGGGGAUCUUCAUCAUCACCGUAAACUCUCUCAUUGACUGGGGCGUCCGAGAGCGGCCGGUGUACUUGUGGACCCUACCAAUGUUCCACGCUAACGGGUGGAGCUACCCGUGGGGCAUAGCAGCCGUAGGUGGGACCAACAUCUGCCUCCGUAAAUUCGAUGGACCCACGAUCUUCAGCCUGAUAAAAGAACACGGUGUCACUCACAUGUGCGGAGCGCCUGUGGUGCUCAACAUGCUAACAAUCUCUCCCACAAACCAACCGCUCCAAAAUCCGGUUCAGAUCCUCACAGCCGGAGCUCCACCACCGGCCGCGGUGCUCUUUCGGACCGAGUCACUGGGUUUCGUGGUGAGUCACGGGUACGGGUUGACCGAAACGGCAGGACUGGUCGUGUCGUGCGCGUGGAAGCCACAGUGGAAUCGGUUGCCAGCGAGUGAGAGGGCCAGGCUGAAGGCCAGGCAAGGAGUGAAGGCUAUCGGUCUGACGGAAGUGGACGUGGUGGAUGCCGAGUCAGGAGCGAGUGUGAAACGAGAUGGGUCAACACUCGGUGAAAUUGUACUGAGGGGUGGGUCGGUGACGCUGGGUUAUUUCAAAGACCCCGAGGGGACGACCAAGUGCAUGAAAGAGAAUGGUUGGUUUUACACAGGGGACGUGGGAGUGAUGCACCCAGAUGGUUAUUUGGAGAUCAAAGAUCGAUCAAAGGACGUGAUCAUAAGCGGCGGAGAAAACUUGAGCAGUGUGGAAGUGGAGUCGGUUCUGUAUACGCAUCCGGCCGUUAACGAGGCGGCCGUGGUGGCUCGGCCUGAUGAGUUCUGGGGCGAGACGCCUUGUGCGUUUGUGAGCUUGAGGGAAGAGGGGUCGACUCGGAAUCCAACUGAGAAGGAGAUUAUGGAAUUUUGUAGGGCUAAGUUGCCGCACUACAUGGUGCCCAAGACGGUGGUCUUCAACGAUGAACUGCCCAAGACGUCCACUGGGAAGAUUCAGAAGUUUGUGCUCAGGGACAUUGCCAGAGCCAUGGGCUCGUCAAGGGCGAGUCGGAUGUAGAGUGAAUUGAAGGAGUUGAGUUGACUAGCCCGAGUUUAAUAAUUUGUUGAAAUUGUUGGCCACCGGUGAAGCUGGCUUCUUUUUUCUUUUUCUUUUUUUUUGGAAUUGAGUUACCAUGCAUGAUGGGUGGUUCGUCUUUGUCAAAAUGAGAAAGGCCAUACUAUAUAUCAAUAUAAUACGAUUAGCAUGUGCAUGUGCAUGUGAAUCAGUGAAUGUAUUGACAAAAGAGUAUACGUAAAUUUUUUUUAUGAGUCCAAUUGAAUUAUUGCA
Alnus glutinosa is the source of this 2064-nucleotide messenger RNA. RefSeq names its product 2-methylpropanoate--CoA ligase CCL4-like. Lineage: Eukaryota; Viridiplantae; Streptophyta; Magnoliopsida; Fagales; Betulaceae. Bases 142 to 1794 code for a protein of 550 amino acids. The transcript is spliced from 2 exons. The record is from RefSeq and is a predicted model, not a curated record.